Messenger RNA from Carassius auratus (goldfish), 3832 nucleotides. RefSeq names its product mutS homolog 5 (gene msh5). Gene Ontology annotation, biological process: chiasma assembly; mismatch repair. NCBI's taxonomy places the organism in Eukaryota, Metazoa, Chordata, Actinopteri, Cypriniformes, Cyprinidae. Gene Ontology annotation, molecular function: ATP binding; ATP-dependent DNA damage sensor activity; mismatched DNA binding. Gene Ontology annotation, cellular component: nucleus. The transcript has 31 exons. Bases 110 to 2536 code for a protein of 808 amino acids. The record is from RefSeq and is a predicted model, not a curated record.
CUGCGCAUGCUUUCUGUGGUGCUUGAUUUCGCGCGCUUUUGGCUCGAGGAGGAGACACUAACGUUACAGAAGAAGAUAAAACAGCAAGAGGUGUUUAGUACAGUGAAAUAUGUCUGAAGCCAGUAAUUUACAAGAACCAGAAAGUAACGUUAGAGCUUUGAAUAUAAAUGAAGUUGAAGAGGAUGAAGGAAACCGUGAGAUUUUUCUGAGUGUAUUUGUUCAACAAGGACAAAUUGGACUAAGUUAUUAUGACAGUUGCGAUUAUACGCUGCAUUUUAUGCCGGACACCAUGGACAACAGCGACCUCCAGCUGCUGGAUAGAGUUAUACAGGAGCUGAGUCCAAACGUCUUAAUAACAAGUGCAAAACAAGAGCAGAGCUUGCUAGAAUUUAUCGAAAAGCUUGAAUUAAAUCCUGAAUAUAAGCCUGAAAUAGUCAUGUUUCCAAAUGCAAACUUUGGUCUGGAGAUCAGCAGACAGCGUCUCCUCUCAGCACACAUCCCAUCUCUCCCUCCCACCAUCACAGAGAGCGAGAAAAUCCCAUAUCUCUCCUCCUGCAUCCCAUUAGACUCAGUGCUGAUGAUGAGGUCAAUAGGAGGGCUGUUGAAAUGUCUGGAGAGGAGGAGAGUUAGCUUAGACAUGGAAGACAUGGGCGUCCCCAUAAUGCAGUUUCUGGCUUACACACUGAAAGAUGUUGUGUACAUCGACAAAGACACAUAUAGUGCACUCCAGAUCUUUAAGUCUGAGCUGCAUCCUUCCGUCUUUAAGCUACAGUUAGGAGAGAAAGAAGGAUUGAGUCUUUAUGGUGUUCUGAAUUGCUGUCGGAGCAAGUUUGGCUCUCUGCUUUUACGGCAGUGGUUCCAUAGACCUACUCGAGAUCUAAACAUUCUGAAGAAGCGUCAGGAAGUGAUCCGUUUCUUUACAUCCCCUCGUAACUUUGCUGAUCUUAACACUUUGCAGAGUUCCCUUCGGAAUAUCAAGAACAUCUCGACACUACUGCAUAAAAUGUCUCUCGCUAACCCAAAGGUUGUUGUCUGGCAAAGUCUAUAUAAGACGGUGUACAAUGCAUUGUGCAUUAGGGACACCAUUCGCUCCAUGCCUCAGUCUAUCCAACUCUUCAGUGAAAUCAGUCAAAACUUCACUGAUGAUCUUUUCUACAUCGCUACAUACAUCAGCAAAGUGGUGGACUUUGAAGGAAGUGUAGCUGAGAACCGAUUUACUGUCAGGCCAAAUGUCGAUCCUGUUAUUGACGAGAAGAAAAGAAGGAUGAUGGGUCUCCCAGAUUUCCUGACAGACGUGGCUCGUGCUGAGCUGGAAAAACUGGACCCUCGCUUCUCCACCUGCAGCAUCAUCUACAUCCCUCUGAUUGGAUUUUUAUUGUCGGUGCCAAGAUUACCCACCAUGCUGGAUAAACAGAGCUUUGAGAUUGAGGGUCUUGAUUUCAUGUUCCUGUCAAAGGAUCAACUGCAUUACCGUAGCGCUCGAACCAAAGAGCUGGACAGCAUGCUGGGAGACCUGCAUUGUGACACCUUGGAUCUGGAGAUGGUGGUAAUGAGGAAGCUUCAGGCUUCAGUGCUUCAGCGGAGCCACUGUUUGUAUAAGGUCAUGUCUCUGUGUGCAGAGUUGGACUGUCUCAUUGCUUUGGCUCAGGCUUCUCUGGAUCACGGCUACUGCUGUCCAACCCUGACAUCAAACCACAGACUGGCCCUGAUUGAGUCACGCCAUCCUUUGCUGGAGCUGUGUACUCCAGUAUUUGUGUCAAACACCUACAUCAGCUCUGAAACUGAGGGCAAAGUUAAAGUUAUUACAGGACCAAAUUCCUCCGGCAAGAGCAUCUAUCUAAAACAGGUGGGACUGAUUGUGUUCAUGGCACUGAUUGGCUCAGAUGUUCCUGCUAAAGAGGCAGAGAUUGGGCUGGUAGAUGGAAUCUUCAGCCGCAUGCAUAGCCGGGAGUCUGUAUCAGUGGGUCUGAGCACCUUCAUGUUAGACUUAAACCAGAUGACAGGUUCCUUGAACCACAGCACUGGGGAUUCUCUUGUUUUAGUGGAUGAGUUUGGUAAAGGAACCAACACUGUGGAUGGAUUGGCUCUCCUGACUGCGAGUCUCAAUAACUGGAUGCGUCGUGGGCCUCAGUGUCCUCACUUACUUAUGUCGACAUGCUUCCACAGCCUCAUACAGCUGGGCUUGAUCUCUGAUUCUCCACUGCUGGAUUUACUGACUCUAGAGACAGCAAUAGAGGGAGAAGAGCUGGUGUUUUUGUACCAAGUGAAAAACGGCAUCUGCCAGUCGAGUUGUGCGGCUAAUAUCGCCACUCUGGCCGGCAUUUCUGACGACCUGGUCAAGAGAGGAGUGGAGGUGUCAGAGUUAUACAGAACAGGAAGAGCCAUCAGAAAGAUGAACAGCCCAUCCUUAGAUGAACAGUACAGCAGGUGUGUCGAGGUGGUGGAGAAAUUCCUCAGUAUUGAUCUGGAUGACCCUGAGCUGGAUCCCGAUUCUUACUUGAAAGAUGAGGUGCUCCCAACACUUGAAGAGCUUUGAACAGCCACUUCAUCCUUGGACCAAUGCGAUGUACCUUGAAGGUUUUAUGCUGAAACUUGCUAGUGAGUUGGUUGCUGCAACCCUUUUAGAGAGGCAUUGAACCUCGCAGACUGUAACAGGAGUAAUGUGGACAAGGGACAGUGAAUUGAAGGUUGCAGCCCAUUCUGGGUUCGGUUAAUGAGAGGAACUGUCAGACAGAUGUCACGGUUAAGUUCAGCAGCACUCUGCUCAUCUUAUAAACAGAGUCAGAGAUCCCCGUCUUUCAUUUGGUAAAAUCAAGACCUCACACUCAGAAUGCAUGAGCUCAUGCCUCAGAGGACUUCACUCUAUUUGUAUCAGUCACUCCUCAGAAGGGACAGUUGAGAGCAUUAGACUUUUUGUGCCACUGAGUUUCUGUAGGAAUACCAAUCACAAGCAAAUCUCUGUGUGACAUGUAGAAGCCAAACUUAGCGAAGCACACAUCAGCUUCAAAGUGCCUGUCUUUGCUCCAAUUAGCUCACUGUCUUACUUUUCCCGCAUUAUGUCCAAAAGAAGAGGAUUUGACAAAGGAUAGAUUCACAGACUCGCAAAUUUGAGGUCUGUCCCACAAGCUGUCAUGUUACCAGUCACAUUUUCCUUUUUAAGUUACAAGUUUCAGUAAGUCAGCAUGACCGAUUCAUCUUGCAGAAAUCAUCAAGCCAGCACUGAUGGAAGGCAACAUUUGCAUUCCUUCCAAAAAUGAUUUCACUGUUUUUGCUCCUGAGACUCCUGCACCAGUGAGAAACCCACAUUCAUUCAUAUCAAUUAGCCGCGGGUCUGUCACGGCUGUUUACAUGGCCAGUGUAGCGUCACCGCAUAAAUGCAUGAAGUGACCAUCUGGAUCUAGGAGACCCGCGAGGAGUUUUCUGGAACACCAGCAGUCAUGAACCGGAAGAAUAGCUUGUUUCAACAAACACAUUUUUGUUUCGGUUAAGCCAAGCAGAAUAUACUGAAACAAUUUACUGCAUGAUCAGACAACAUAGAAGAAACUAUCUUGGAUUAAGCUACCAGAUUAUCUCUGCCCAUCUCCAUCUGAUGAACUUUAAUACUAACAGGACCCAGAGACUUCUUCGCACAGAAAUGAAUUUGACAUGGAUUCGUAAAUGGAUCUGAGCCUCUGACUGAUGAUUAGCGUUUUCACCUCUGGAUUACGGGACACUCCUAUGAUAAACUCUGCAGUGGAAUAUGAUCAAUCAUGCAAGAGAUAUGUUGUGGAGAGACGCUAAAAAGACAUCAGCUGAGCCAGGACUGACAUGGCUGCCCACCUGAAGAAAGCAG